CGCUCUCUCCAUCCAUGGCCAUGAGAGCCUAAAUGCCAAAGCAGUCAAGCUGAAAAGACCGAGAGGAAAAGGAGUUCCUUUCCGUGCGCCCGCUCCGGUUUCUGCUCCCGCCGCCAUGCCGCCGCCGCCGAGGCUGCUGUUCUUGCUCGUCAUGCUGCUGGUCGCGGCGCCGGAGGCGUCGGUGUUCGGGGCGAACGCGCCGCCGGCGACGGAGGUGCAGGCGGAGAUCAGCGCGCUCCUCCAGUUCCGGAGCGGGCUGCGCGACCCCUACGCCGCGAUGUCCGGGUGGAACGCGGCCUCGCCGUCCGCGCCAUGCUCCUGGCGCGGCGUGGCGUGCGCGGCCGGCACCGGCCGCGUCGUCGAGCUGGCGCUCCCGAGACUCCGCCUGUCCGGCAGCAUCUCCCCGGCGCUGUCGGCUCUGUCGUACCUCGAGAAGCUCAGCCUCCGCUCCAACUCGCUCUCUGGCACCAUCCCGGCGUCGCUCUCCCGCAUCUCCUCCCUCCGCUCCGUCUACCUCCAGUACAACUCCCUCUCCGGCCCCAUUCCUCAGUCCUUCCUUGCCAACCUCACCAACCUCCAGACGUUCGACGUGUCCGGCAAUCUAUUGUCCGGUCCUCUCCCUGUUUCCUUCCCUCCCAGCUUGAAGUACCUUGACCUCUCCUCCAAUGCCUUCUCCGGCAACAUCCCGGCGAACGUCAGCGCAUCGGCGACGAACCUCCAGUUCUUGAACCUGUCAUUCAACCGCCUCCGGGGCACCGUGCCGGCGUCGAUGGGGACCUUGCAGAACCUGCAUUACCUCUGGCUGGACGGGAACCUUCUUGAGGGCACCAUCCCAUCGGCGCUGUCCAACUGCUCGGCGCUGCUCCACCUCAGCCUGCAGGGGAAUGCGCUCCGCGGCAUCUUGCCGCCCGCGGUGGCUGCGAUUCCGUCGCUGCAGAUUCUUUCGGUGUCACGGAACCGGCUCACAGGCGCCAUCCCGGCUGCGGCGUUCGGCAGCGUGGGGAACUCGUCGCUGCGCAUCGUGCAGGUCGGCGGCAACGAGUUCUCUCAUGUGGACGUGCCGGGAGCGCUCGGCAAGGAUCUCCAAGUGGUGGACUUGAGCGCCAACAAAUUGGCCGGUCCAUUCCCGUCCUGGCUCGCCGGGGCUGGCGGGUUGACUGUGCUCGACCUUUCUGGCAAUGCGUUCACCGGCGAAGUACCUCCGGCGGUAGGGCAGCUCACUGCACUGCAGGAGCUGCGGCUUGGCGGCAAUGCCUUCACAGGCACCGUGCCCGCGGAGAUUGGCAGAUGCGGCGCGCUUCAGGUGCUUGACCUCGAGAACAACCGUUUCUCCGGCGAGGUUCCUGCUGCUCUUGGCGGUCUCCGGCGGCUCAGAGAGGUCUAUCUUGGCGGUAACUCAUUCUCCGGCCAGAUUCCGGCCAGUUUGGGGAGCCUCUCGUGGCUGGAAGCAUUGUCCACACCGGGGAAUCGGCUCACCGGUGACCUGCCCGUUGAGCUCUUCGUGCUGGGGAAUCUGACAUUCUUGGACCUUUCCGACAACAAGCUCGCCGGGGAGAUCCCUCCUUCCAUUGGCAAUCUGACCGCUCUUCAGAGUUUAAAUUUGAGCGGCAAUUCCUUCUCCGGCCGCAUCCCGUCGAACAUUGGCAACCUGCUGAACCUGCGAGUUCUUGAUCUCUCUGGUCAGAAGAACCUCUCAGGCAAUCUCCCGGCGGAGCUCUUCGGUUUGCCACAGUUGCAGUAUGUGUCGCUCGCCGGCAACUCUUUCUCCGGUGACGUUCCAGAGGGGUUCAGCAGCCUGUGGAGCCUGCGUCAUCUCAACCUCUCGGUGAACUCAUUCUCGGGCUCAAUGCCGGCUACCUAUGGAUACUUGCCAUCACUCCAGGUGCUCUCGGCUUCCCACAACCGUAUCACCGGCGAGUUGCCUGUGGAACUCGCCAACUGUUCCAACCUCACCGUGCUUGAUCUCAGGGUCAACCAGCUGACUGGUCCAAUUCCGAGUGAUUUUGCGCGCCUUGGCGAGUUGGAGAAACUUGAUCUGAGCCACAAUCAGCUGUCCGGCAAGAUACCACCAGAGAUUUCCAACUGCUCAUCACUUGCCACUCUGAAGCUUGAUGACAAUCAUCUUGGCGGCGAGAUACCGGCCUCUUUAUCCAACCUCACGAAGCUGCAGACUCUUGACCUGUCGUCGAACAAUUUCACCGGCAGCAUCCCUGCUUCAUUGGCUCAAAUUCCAGGCAUGUUAUCAUUCAAUGUGUCACACAAUGAGCUCACCGGCGAGAUACCAGCAAUGCUUGGCUCCCGAUUUGGCACUCCAUCAGUGUUUGCUUCCAACCCGGACCUGUGUGGUCCGCCAUUGGAGAACGAAUGCAGUGCCUACCGGCAGCAUAGGAGGCGGCAGAGGCUGCAGCGCCUGACUCUGCUCAUUGGCGUGGUGGCUGCUACGGUGCUCCUGCUCGUGCUGUUCUGCUGCUGCUGUGUGUACAGCUUGCUGCGGUGGAGGCGCCGGUUCAUUGAGAAGCGCGAUGGUGUCAAGAAGAGGCGACGCAGCCCAGGGCGGGGCAGCGGGUCGAGCGGCACAAGCACAGAUAGUGUCACCCAGCCGAAGCUGAUCAUGUUCAAUUCCCGGAUCACCUAUGCCGAUACGGUGGAGGCGACACGGCAGUUUGACGAGGAGAACGUGCUUAGCCGAGGCCGCCAUGGUCUCGUGUUCAAGGCUUGCUACAAUGACGGCACCGUGUUAGCGAUCCUACGACUUCCUUCCACCUCAUCCGAUGGCGCCGUGGUGAUUGAGGAAGGCUCGUUCAGGAAAGAGGCCGAGUCCCUCGGCAAGGUGAAGCACAGAAACCUCACUGUGCUGCGUGGCUAUUACGCCGGGCCACCGCCAGAUGUUCGACUGCUGGUCUAUGACUACAUGCCCAACGGCAACCUCGCGACAUUGCUGCAGGAAGCGUCGCACCAAGACGGACACAUCCUCAAUUGGCCUAUGAGGCACCUCAUCGCCCUCGGCGUCUCCCGCGGCCUUGCGUUCCUGCACCAGUCCGGCGUCGUGCACGGCGACGUCAAGCCGCAGAACAUCCUCUUCGAUGCUGACUUCGAGCCGCACCUGUCGGACUUCGGGCUGGAGCCAAUGGUGGUGACGGCUGGUGCUGCCGCGGCCGCGGCGGCUGCAUCGACGUCAGCUACAACAACCGUCGGUUCGCUGGGCUACGUCGCCCCGGACGCGGCGGCCGCUGGUCAGGCCACACGGGAAGGUGACGUCUACAGCUUCGGCAUUGUGCUGCUCGAGCUCCUCACCGGCCGGCGCCCCGGAAUGUUCGCCGGGGAGGACGAAGACAUCGUGAAGUGGGUGAAGCGUCAGCUGCAGCGCGGGGCGGUGGCCGAGCUGCUCGAGCCGGGCCUACUGGAGCUCGACCCGGAGUCGUCAGAGUGGGAGGAGUUCCUCCUCGGGAUCAAGGUCGGCCUGCUCUGCACGGCGCCGGACCCGCUCGACCGCCCGGCCAUGGGCGACGUGGUGUUCAUGCUCGAGGGCUGCCGCGUCGGCCCUGACAUCCCGUCGUCGGCCGAUCCGACCUCCCAGCCAUCCCCGGCGUGAUAUCCGGCGCCCCUCGGCCGGCACUGCCCGAUCCAAUCCAUUAGUUUCCUGUUCCUUCCAUUUUUCGCUAAUUCUUCUUUAGUUCAGAUUAGCCUUUAGCUUCAUCUAGCCGGACAAUCAAACUGACAUGUGAGCCCGGGAGCAAGAACACCUGCAUUUCCCGCCAAGGAUAGUGGAGGCGCCAAGUGGGGAGAAGUAGCCGUUAGGACUCCUCCUAAUCUCGUAGUUAGGCGAGGUGUCAGUGGGCUGCCGGGGAAGCAGAAUCACCAUGUGGACGGAUGCUUGCCGCGGCGCAUGUGGGGCUCGCCAUCGCAACGGCUACUGAUGCAGUGCUCGAUCUGGUUGCUGUCUCUCUCCACCAUGUUCUUGGCUGCUCUGUAGGAGAGUACCAUGUACUCUCCUCUCUCUCUCUCAUUAGGAAAUUGAUUUCUUGUAGGGGCCUGCUUGGCUUCUUGGGAUCUUGUCUUUUAUUAAUCUCCAAUUUUCUUUUACCAUGGGUUAGAUCUUUUGUAAUGCUGUGCUGUACAUCUUGGCUGUAUUUUGUUAUCCCAAUUGGUUCAAGAGGAUGGUGGGAGAUGAAUGAUGCUUCAUAGUUAGCCGUUAAAACCUUUUCCCCUCUGCAUGGAAUGAUUUGUGUAUGGCAGUAUUCAGCAGGAGUACAUCCAAGUAUUCUUUGUGCACAUGUGUAUCAGUUUAUACACUGUUUGAUUAGAUGGGGACCCUACUUAUCUAUUG
Molecule: messenger RNA, 4327 nt
Organism: Oryza brachyantha (malo sina)
Lineage: Eukaryota; Viridiplantae; Streptophyta; Magnoliopsida; Poales; Poaceae
Product: probable inactive leucine-rich repeat receptor kinase XIAO
Exons: 1
Coding region: 116-3592 (1158 amino acids)
Biological process (GO): protein phosphorylation
Cellular component (GO): plasma membrane
Molecular function (GO): protein binding; protein kinase activity; ATP binding
Source: RefSeq, a predicted model, not a curated record